UCGUGGUGCACGAGGAAGAUUUUUUAUGCUUUCCAUAACUGAGUACUGCCUUGGUUCAGCCAGAUUGACAUAAGAACGGCAAAAUGGGUGCACAUUCCGUGGAUUGUUUUUGUUAACGUGUGCAGAAACUGCAAUAAUUUUCUUCCAAAAUGGAACAAAGGGACUCUGCAUCAUGGCGACUGAAGCUUGCACUUCUUACGCUGUCGCUGCUGUUUUGGAGAGUAGCACUGACGCAGAUAAGAUAUUCCGUGCUAGAAGAACAGAAAGACGGCACCUUGAUUGGAAAUAUCGCAAAGGAUUUGGGCCUUGAUCGCAGAAUUUUAAAGGAGCGAGGUUUUCGUGUUGUAUCAACUACAGGGGAGUCUCUAUUUACCCUGAAUCAGAAUGAUGGCAUCUUGUAUACUACCGGAAAAAUAGACAGGGAGGAAAUAUGCGAGAGAAGUAGCUCAUGCUUAAUUAACUUAAAAAUCGCGCUUGAACAUCCUAUAGAGAUUCAUAACGUAGAGGUUGAAGUUGUGGACAUAAACGACCAUGCUCCGAUGUUUCCUGAGAGAGCUCAGCGUUUGGAAAUCUCAGAAAACGCCGUGUCGGGUUCACGAUUUCAGAUUCAAGCGGCACGCGAUCCGGAUAGCGGGAUUAAUUCUGUGCAGAUGUAUAAAAUCAGUCAUAAUGAACAUUUUCGGAUCGACGUUAAAGACAGAGGCUCGGACCGAAAGAUGCCCUUUUUAAUUUUACAAAAAUUGUUAGAUAGGGAAACUAGUCUUAGUCAUAAGGUUCUGCUCACAGCGGUGGACGGCGGAAAGCCACCAAAAUCGGGGACUAUGGAGAUUACUAUUGAUGUGCUAGAUAUAAAUGACAACAUUCCAGUUUUUACAAAAGACUCGUAUUCCGUGAAGAUUAGUGAAAACGUCCCCAUAGGUACCACGAUAGCGCAGGUAAAUGCCACUGACCGAGAUGAUGGCGUGAAUGGUGAAGUGUUUUUCACCUUUGGCCACGAUGUAGACAGUGACUUGCGCCAACUUUUUGAUCUGGAUCCAGUCACAGGCGAAAUAAUUGUAAAAGGUCAAAUCGAUUUUGAGCAAAAAGACCAUUAUGAAAUUGACAUUCAAGCAUCAGACAAAGCUCUAGCACCACUAACAGCGGACAAAAGCAUUUUAAUACAAAUUAUUGAUGUAAAUGAUAAUGCACCUGAAAUUGAAGUGACAUCAUUUUUAAACACAGUUCCAGAGGAUUCUAAGUUGGGGACUACGGUAGCAUUAAUUAGUGUAAGUGAUUUAGAUUCUGGAUUAAAUAGAAAAGUGUCCUGCUCUAUACUUGAAGAAAUACCUUUCAGGUUAAUGCAGACCUCACAGCAUAACAUCUAUUCAUUGACAACUGCAGCUUUACUUGACAGAGAGAAAAUAUCACAGUAUGACAUUACAUUAGUGGCCCAAGAUGCAGGUCAGCCAGCAUUGUCAUCUUUUAGAUCUAUCACUGUCCAAAUAUCUGAUGUAAAUGACAAUAGCCCCAAGUUUUCACUUAACCCACACAACUUCUACAUAACUGAAAAUAAUGUCCCAGGCACAACCAUGUUUUCUGUAUCAGCCAGUGAUUGUGAUUUAGAUGAAAAUGCCAUGAUUACCUAUCAGAUUCUGAGGGAUAUUAGUGAGCAAAACAAGUAUACAUCCUUUGUAAACAUAAAUUCAGAAAAUGGACAAGUAUAUGCACUGAAAAGCUUUGACUUUGAAACAGUUAAAGCAUUCCACUUCCAAGUCCUUGCUACCGAUUCAGGAAACCCAUCUUUAAGCAGUAAUGGGACAGUGAAUGUGUUCAUUCUAGAUCAGAAUGACAACGUUCCAGUGAUCUUAUAUCCAGUUAGUGCUAAUGGUUCUGCUGAUGGUGUGGAGGAGGUUCCUCGCAAUGUAAAUCCAGGACAUUUGGUGACAAAAGUGAGGGCCUAUGAUGCAGAUAUAGGAUAUAAUGGCUGGUUAUUAUUUUCACUGCAGGAAGUGAGUGAUCACAGUCUCUUUGGUUUGGACCGCUAUACUGGACAAAUAAGGACCCUUCGCUCAUUCACAGAAACAGAUGAAGCUGAACAUAAACUGGUCAUACUGGUCAAAGACAAUGGAAAUGUUUCACUUUCAGCAACAGCAACAGUGACUGUCAAACUUGUAGAGCCCAAAGAACCUACUGCAAUUUCUAAUGUCAAAAAUGCAGUAAAAGAUGAGGGGGAAAAUAAUAUUAGAUUUUAUUUAAUUAUAACCCUGGGUUCAGUUUCAAUUCUUUUUAUCAUUAGUAUCAUCAUUUUAAUAGCAAUGCAGUGCUCAAAAUCUACAGACUAUUCUUCCAAGCAUUUACAAGAUACCGCUUAUGAUGGGACGCUGUGUCACAGCAUCCAGUACAGAUCUGGAGAUAAACGGUACACAUUAGUUGGUUCCAGAAUGAGUAUUGGAUCUACUAUAGUUCCGAGCAGUAACAGAAAUACUUUACUGGUACCAGAUCACAGGAGGAGACCAUCUAGGGAGGUAAGGUUUUGCUCAAAGUAG
Clarias gariepinus (North African catfish) is the source of this 2525-nucleotide messenger RNA. Its product is annotated as protocadherin alpha-8. Lineage: Eukaryota; Metazoa; Chordata; Actinopteri; Siluriformes; Clariidae. The record is from RefSeq and is a predicted model, not a curated record. Bases 150 to 2525 code for a protein of 791 amino acids. Gene Ontology annotation, cellular component: plasma membrane. Gene Ontology annotation, molecular function: calcium ion binding. The transcript has a single exon. Gene Ontology annotation, biological process: homophilic cell-cell adhesion.